Molecule: messenger RNA, 4702 nt
Organism: Pecten maximus
Lineage: Eukaryota; Metazoa; Mollusca; Bivalvia; Pectinida; Pectinidae
Exons: 7
Coding region: 143-1756 (537 amino acids)
Source: RefSeq, a predicted model, not a curated record
UCCAAGGCUUUUAUGUAGGCAAAUUUCAAUGACGUGAGCACAAGGAGGAACCGAGGGAAUAACAAAAUGCAACUUACUACAGCGUAACCUCGUCAAAAACUUUUGCAUAAAGUAGUUUUAUAUUACGCUGAUUCGUGUGAAGAUGAAUACAUUUGUGACUCAUGCCAGUGUCCGAAUUAAAGGAACAGAAAACAACUACAACCCUGCUCCAUGCUAUGACCAGAUGUGUUCCAACAAGAGUGCACAUAUGCACUGUCCAUUCUGUGUUAAGUCUGACAUCUACCAGGACCCUGUCAUAUUAAAAGCACAUUACAGAGUUAAACAUGUGGACAAAGGCAUAGACUUUGCUGGUCUAAAGAUUCUCCGAUGUUGUGAUCACUGCGACAUAGUUGGUGUAAUCAAAGGUGAAAAGAAGUUCAAAGGAGCGCACUGGCAUUGCUACAGGUGCAGAAAUGGAUUCAAUAGGAGAGAUGAGGCCAUCAAACAUUACAAAACCCACUUCCGAAAUCCACAGACAACUUUUCAGAUUCAGGUAGCACAGGAGGUGAACAACCCUAACUCUGGCUACUGUGAUAGUACAGCAACUUUAGACCAGGGAGGAAUAUCAAUACACCCAGCCCUCACAGAGGCUGUCAUGUCAUCAAGUCUGGCACAGGAAGCAGGUUUAAUGACCCAGCCUCAGCAGGUGUCCGUGGCCAAUGGUAAGGUACCAGAGGGCUCUGUCCAUGUAUCUGUAGCAGCCAAUGAGACUGUGGACACAUCAGAUGGGCAAACACAUCACAUUAUGAUCAUACAGGAGGAGCCAAUAGAAAACAACAGCAAUUCUUACACCACCCAGAUUAUCACCAGUGAGGAUGUGAGAAUGGUUGAGGAAAAGGAGCAGCCUAACCAUCAAAAUGCUGCCAACAAAUUAGAGGAGCUGCAGCAAAAAUAUCAACAGCUGGAGGCAGAGAAAGAUGAGACGGAACGUAUACUGAGAACAGAAAUUCUGUCUCUAAAGUCACAGGUGGAGACCCUUGGAAAAGAAGUACUUUCUUACCAGAAGCGAGAAGAAGAGCUACUGGAGCAGGUCAGCGUUCCACUGGACCGUAACAUCGAAACACUAUUAAAGAACAUGGAAACUCAGCAUCGGGAUCUACUCCACCAACAACUACUCGUAAUCAAGCGCGAGUACAAACCACAGACACUGCUUUCAAAUGUUGUGAUGGAUGGACAGCUCAAACCCUCACCCAAGACCAACUGCAACAUACAGCGAUAUAUUAUCGAAUGUAAUCAAGACCAAGACUCUGAUCCAACAGCCGAUGAAUUGGAUGACCCAGCCAAACCAAGUGACUUAGAUCCCGACAACGAAGCCGAAAGCCCAAGGGCAGUGAUGGACACAGGCGAGGAAUCAUCUCUACAGGGGAAUGUUGAGGAUACUGCAAUGUCAGAUAGUCAUAGUGAUGUCAGUAAAGCCCUCCAUGACAGCAUUUUGUCAAAUUUAGAUAGCACUCAACGUGGAAAUCUGAGCUUCCAACUUGGUGGGGAAGGGUACUCGUACUGUGUGGCAGGGGAAUCUGAUGGAAAAACGGACCCAAAAAACAACCCUCUAGUGGUGUGUAUAGAGUACCCCUCAGAUGUUACACUGACACCUGUGGAAAACACAUUCAAAGUUCUUGACAAUUAUGAUGCAUCACAGAUAGUGCAACCCAUGUCAAUAGUCAAUAAGGGUGAUGCUUGUGGCGAACCAGAUGCCAAACGACAAAAACCUUGCUGAUAGACCAUCUUGUACCCAUCAUUCAAAAUCUUCCAUUUGUUGUUAUAAACUCAUAUAUUUAUAAUAUGUUUAAACUUCUGAUCAUGGAAUAUCAAAGACAUUUAAAGUGCAUCAAGUUCAUAUUAAGUUGUCUAAAUGUCCUCAUCUUUUGUGUAGUAAUACAUACAUUUUGCAUGUCAAGGUUUGUGUGUCAUUGAUAUAAUUUCAAUGAAGAAAUGUCUUAGAUAUUCCAUGAUCCAAUAUUUAAAUACUGAUGAUGUGCUGAAAAACCAUGUGAAAAGUACCUUACAUGGACAUGUAUGUUAUUACAUUUUAUUUAGGCAUUAUUUAUUUAUCAUAGAUCUCGUACUACACCAUAGCAUCUCCUCGUUACUACACCAUAGCAUCUCAAUAGAGGGAGGAGAAGUCUACAUCAUACAAUAAAUUAUUUAAUUCUUCUUAUUCUAUUGCUAUGAAAUCGUCCAAGCCAUUUAGUAGAAUAGUGUUACCUUUUGCUCUUCCUUUUAUCCAUCACAAAUUAGGUUAUGAAGAAGUUUUGCAAAGUAAGAGUUACACGUAAAUAAAUAUCGAUAGUGGUAGGAUAAUGGUAUUUCACUUAAAAGUUUUUCUGACAGGAGUUUUACGAUCGAAGUUGUGUACAUAGUCAAAUUAUAUUUCGUGUCCUUUUCUUCUAAUUUUGAAAUGUUUUUUGAUUUUGUUAAAUUUCAUCUAUUUUAUCUACAGGCACGUAAUUAUUUUAAAAGUUUUAUAGUUCCCAAGUCCAUCUUUAAGCUCACAAUGACUUUAAAACUUUAAAUGUCAUAAAAUUCUUCUACAUUGAUUUUGAUUUACAGAAGUGUAAAUUCAAAAUCUAUUAAAUUAUGUUCUUGAUUUUUGGGGGUUUUUUUGUAAGAAAAUGGAUUUCCACUAGACCCUUAAAGUUCAGAAACGUGAAAUGUCUUCUACUCAGCUUAGACUUCCUGAAUAAGUAAUCUUAAAAUGAUAAUUCAAUUUUGUGUUUUAGACCUAGAACAAAUAUGCAGUUGUCCUGAAGAGUGACGGUUUGUAGCAACUAGCAUAAAAAUGAACUGGAUUAGCCUAUAUAUCUGGGUUGGAAAUUUGAAACAAUGUGGCGAGGGAGAAGGUGUGAUUCCCCCCAAAGUGUUGAUAGGUUAUGUGGUACAGACAUUUUCAAGUGUUCAUGUAAUCUGUCAAGCUCUUGGUGCAUGACUGGUAAGACUUUUGUGUCGAUAUUCAACAGUUCCAAAGUUCUUCUCUUUCUGUACCUUCACACAAAUACUGGCUGUCUGUUGGAAGAUCCUGUCACCAUGAACUCAGAAAGAUUCAGUCAGGAAUUAUAUAAUUUUCACAAUUAAAAAAAAACUUCAAAAAUUUGAAUUGUUUCACACUUCUGUGUGUCCUACUAAUUCAUACUUUCAAUGUAAAAUCCUUAGUAGCAUAUAGAGUAGAAACUUUUUGAAAAACUAAUAAUGAUAAUGCAUUCUUAAAACCAUAAAUAAAAAUAAACUUCUAAGAAUAGUUUUAAAACCAAUUGCAAUUGACCAGUAAUUAAUGCGAGUUUCCUCACAAUGUUAGUUACACCAAUUCAGUGUAAAUUUUCUAAAAUCCAUUCCUAUGCCGUAUGAAAUUGAGAUAAUAUAAUUAAAUUGUUAUCUUGCGUUCUUGAGUUAAUCUUAAUUGUUAUAUGGCUAAGAAGUAUUGCUGUUUCAGUGCAGAAGUUAAUGUCCCAGUUAUUGAACUGCAGUACUAGUGUGGCAUUUGUUUUAUCCAAGAAAUACUUUUUGUGAAUUUCAUAAUAAUUUUUGCAUGGAAUUCUUUGUCCUGUAAUUUCUCUUGUGUGCCAUAUAAAUAUGGUUCAAAUCCGAGUCUAUAAAAAAACUGUCAUGUCCAAAAGUGUCAAUUUGAAAAUAUGUAGCUGUGUGAAAAUGUAUAACGUUACCAAGAUCAACAGAUUACUACAUUAAAAAUACAGCUACUUGUACCUUGUGGGAUGGUGUAAAAUCAUAUGUUGAACCACAUUUUAUAAAAAAAAAUAUGGUUAACAGUAAGCCUAAGUUUGUGAUUUGCCUGUGACAUAAUACUUCUGUAUAUUACUUGCAGUUGCCAAAUGUUGUAUGUUAGAACCAGUGGUCAAGUGUUAAAAUCUACAAAUGGAGACAUGUGCCCUGGAGCAUACAAACUUUUAAACAGUGUCUUAAGAUCCAGUCAAUUUCUUGCCAUCAUCUCCACACAGUUUAGCUACAAUUUUCAUUGCAGCUUAAAAUUUCCUUGAAAAUCAGUUUUCCAAAUAACUGUAACUCUCCCUUAUCACAUCUAUUGGUUCAAUUUUAACAUAUCUGCAUCUUUCAUAAAAAUGUCUGACAAUCUUACAAUAAGAUUCUAUUUAAUGUUAGAAACAAUAAGAUUCUAUUUCAUGUCAGAAACAAUUCAGUCCAAGUCAUUUUACAGGGUCUGUAUCAUCGGUAUAUAUUCUAAUUGAUCAUAUUUACCAUGCAAUAAGCUCAGGGGCAAAUGCGGUCAGGGUUUGGCUUAAUUGUGAUAAGAAAUUGAAAUUAUAAUUUGUUGGUAAUUUUAACAAAACAGCAAUAGCAGGCUGAUAACCAGAUACUAGGCCUGGGCUUAUUGCCGUAUAAAAAGUGUAGUUGGCCAUUCCCAACAUAUUCUAGCCGUAUACAGGUUACAUGUUCAUGGUCAGGUCCACCCUGAUAUGUCAGUGUUAUUGUUAGCUUCAAGUUAAGUUCAUUGUGUAUGUUCAGAAUUGUUCAAUGAUUUCAAUUUAAUGAAAACUGAUUUGACAUGAAAGAAAAGGAAUGCAUAUUUUGAGUAUAUGUCAAGUUGUUGAUAGUAAUUGAAAAUGUUUCUUUCAAACAUAUAAAUAAUUAAAACUAUCAUAGUUAAUUAUUAGAUUAUUGUGAAUCUUUGGACAAUAAAACUUUGCAUAUAAUU